Messenger RNA from Xenopus laevis (African clawed frog), 2182 nucleotides. It is a transcript of the gene lyve1.L, whose product is annotated as lymphatic vessel endothelial hyaluronan receptor 1 L homeolog. Gene Ontology annotation, biological process: cell adhesion; vesicle-mediated transport; endocytosis. Gene Ontology annotation, cellular component: membrane; plasma membrane. NCBI's taxonomy places the organism in Eukaryota, Metazoa, Chordata, Amphibia, Anura, Pipidae. The record is from RefSeq and is a predicted model, not a curated record. The transcript is spliced from 6 exons. Gene Ontology annotation, molecular function: cargo receptor activity; hyaluronic acid binding; transmembrane signaling receptor activity. Bases 341 to 1336 code for a protein of 331 amino acids.
GACCACUCUGACCCACCAACGAGGAAGGAAACCAACCGACCAUGAGCUGGUGGUGUACAAGUUCCAGAACUGAACAAGCCGUUAUCUUGUUUCCUAACUUGUUGCUGUCUGAAUCUGCAUGAGUUGCAAUUUUCCAGUCAACCUUCCACCUUCUGAAGCAAAACCCAUCGCACUUUGUACGUCAGUGACUUCCACCCAUUGUCCUUCCAUCUACAGGACCAGAGAGAGAAAUUUAUUUGUGACUCGCUAACUGUACGUCUCAGUUACUGUUGGAGAGGCUGAAGGUGGCAGAGGUUCUGGAUCUGUUCUGGAUUACCAGGAUUCUUAACUGAGUAGAAAAAUGAUUUCCCUCACCGGACCUUUUGUGGUGUUGCUACCAAUUCUUCUGGCACAUUCUGUGGCUCAAGGUGUCAUUACUAGCAAAGAUAUUGCUCACUUACCGUGCCGAAUUGCCGGGGUGCUCCUGGCCAAGUCUUCUGAUCACAAGCAUAUAUUCAACUUCACCGCAGCAGAAAGCGUGUGCCAUGUCCUGGGCUUACAGUUGGCCAGCAAGGACCAAGUAGAGAAAGCAAAUAAAUAUGGGUUUGAAACAUGCAGCUUUGGAUGGGUGUCAGAGCAAUUUGCGGUUAUUUCUCGUAUCCAGCCUAAUGAGAAAUGCGGGCAAAACAAAACAGGACUUCUAUCAUGGAUGUCUGUAAACCCUGCCAAGGUCUUUCAUGCUUACUGCUUCAAUGCUUCAGAUACCUGGAAGAAUUCCUGCAAACCGGACCCGCUGACGACUACACUUCCCGACACGUCCAUGGCGCCUUCUACGUCCGUGGUGCCUUCUACAGCCAUGGCACCUUCUACUUCCGUUGCGCCUUCUAUUACUGCUGAGUCGGCACAAUCCAGCACUGAUGAUACAACCCUUAAAACAAUAUCUAUUCUGAACACAAGCAUGUCGACUCAGGGAUAUAUGAAAACCACCACGUUUCGGCCACCGUUCACAACAACACAACUAACCUCCACGUUUGCAAAUGAUCCGGUGGAAGAGUCUACAAACAAGCCAGCGGCCGUCAAUGCUAAAGAGAGUUUUGGAGGUUUACCAGCUACCCUACUAACGCUGGCGCUGAUAUUUUUCAUUGCAUCGGUGGUGUUGGCUGUUUGCUACAUCAAGCAGUACAAGACAAAUUGGCUUUUCACAAACAAAGAGGAAAAAGAAUCCGUAGAAACCAAAGUGUUUAAAGAAAACACGAACACAGAACAAGAGAGUCCCAAGGAGGACGGCCAAGCGGCAAAUGGCAAAUCCGAGAUUCCGCAAACUUAUACAGGGAAUUCCAUGGAGGCAGAAGUGUAGCGCCUUCCACAAUCUGUUUAUCACUGGACUAAGAGAAAGGGCAGUUCGGUGCAAGGAUAUGUAACAUCAUGGCUGGGUUUGCAUCGCCUCUGCAGUUUUGCCUGGGCUACAAUAUUGGAUUGUGGGGGUAAAAUUUUACCAUGGGAACCUCUUCGAUUAUGAUUCAGUGCAGAAAUACCCCAAAAAUAAAUGGUUUUCGCCCCAGACUUUUUAAAAAAGAGCCUUUUUCAGAUUGGAAAUUGCAUAAUGGAAACUGAAAAGGCAGCCACAUGGAAUAUACACUAUAUGGCCCAAAGUAUUUGGAUACAUUUGACGUCCUCAAACAGCGACUGACGAGUUCCAAGCUAUCUCUAGAAGCAAUAGAGAAUCAGUAGGGAGCAUGAGGUUUGUAUGGGUGAUAAGAGACAAACAAACCUAACAAUGUGCAAUGCCAAAGAGCUGCAGUGGUGUAAAAGGCACUGACAUUGGGCUGUGGAGCAGUGAGAAUGGAUCCACAAGGACUGAUAAAUGGCAUUUCACUGGCAGUCUGAUGGAAAAAUGUGGGUUUUGAAGAUGCCAGGAGAACACUACCUGCCUAAAUACAGUGCAUUCUGGUGGAAGAGAAACAAUGGCCUGGUUCCUUAAGGCUACAGUCACAGUCCUGACAAUUCUGUGGAACAGUUUGAGGAAGGCUCUUUCCUGUUCCAGCACAAUAAUGUCCCCAUGCACAGAGUCAGGUCCCUACAGAAUGGGUUUACUGAGAUGGGAACAGUCUGACUGCAGAGUGGUAACCCAACUGAACCCCUGUGGAAUUGGAACCCAAACUACUGUGAGCCUGAUCCCCAACAUCAGUGCCCAACUUCACUA